AUGGAAUUGGAGGAACCGAAUGAUGAGAAAAAUGUUCCCAAUGAUAAUGAUGUGGAAGUGAUCCGACGUGUUUUGGAUGAAAUAAUUGAAAGCCGUCUGAAAGUAGUUUGUCAACGUAAAAGUGCUUGCUUUUCUAACUCUGAAUGCUGGAAGGAAACAGGGAUUAGAUUGCUAAGCAACAGCACAUCCCGUAUUUUUGAUAGCGAAAUCAAUGAACGGAAAGAAGGUCCACCAAAGAAGCGAAGGAAAAAUUCAUCUGAUGCGAACUCUGACUGGAAUGAUGAACGUGCAAAAAUACGGGCUGCCGCUGUUGAUGUUGAUUUUAUUCAAAAAUUCAGAUAA
Messenger RNA from Cercopithifilaria johnstoni, 342 nucleotides. NCBI's taxonomy places the organism in Eukaryota, Metazoa, Nematoda, Chromadorea, Rhabditida, Onchocercidae. The record is from the annotation of a GenBank genome assembly.